Messenger RNA from Doryrhamphus excisus (bluestripe pipefish), 1704 nucleotides. NCBI's taxonomy places the organism in Eukaryota, Metazoa, Chordata, Actinopteri, Syngnathiformes, Syngnathidae. The record is from RefSeq and is a predicted model, not a curated record.
CGAUCCGACUUGCUCCUCGCUUCCACUGAGAGUGAUUCAUUUUAAGUCAGCUUACACUGGGGGAAAGUCUCUGCAAGCGCCACAGUUUUGCACACGGUUCAAGUCACAAGGCGCACUGAUGAAUCGAGCCCAAAGCUCUCUUUUGCACACCGACUUCCCGCAUGGUACCUUCAAACAAACGCAGCAGCUUCAAUUACUCGCAUCUGCCUCUGAGUUAAGACAUCUUUGAAUCAUUUUUUAAAGCUUUUUUUUUAUUCCCCCUCCAUCUUCUCUCUAAUUGAGUCAUUUCCUUCAGCUGUUGACCGCCUCAAUUUGUCAGCCAUGUUUCAAACGAGGGAUCCUGAGAAGUUUCACCUGGUGACUGAUGGAAAAAUUAACUACUCUAACGGGGGAGGCCCUCACAGACUCGAGACAAUGAAGCAAAAUCUCACAGGUGACAUCAAGCACUGCCAUGACAACAGCCACGCACAGGAAGACCGUGAGCGGGAGAAGAAAAUCGCCAGGAAGCGAUUGUAUGUGGUCUCGGUCAUCUGCCUGAUUUUCAUGAUAGGCGAAAUCCUCGGUGGGUAUUUUGCAGGAAGCCUUGCGGUGAUGACCGAUGCGGCCCACCUGCUUGUAGACUUCACUAGCUUCAUCAUCAGCCUGCUGUCACUCUGGCUCUCCUCCAGACCGGCAACGCACAAACUCAGCUAUGGUUGGCACCGUGCAGAGAUUCUGGGUGCAUUGCUGUCAGUUCUAACCAUCUGGCUGGUAACAGGAGUGCUGGUUUACCUGGCGGUGGUGCGCCUCAUCAGUGACGAUUACACCAUCGAGGGCACGGUCAUGCUCAUCACCUCCGGCUGUGCCGUUUUGGCCAACAUUAUCAUGGCCCUCACGCUUCAUCAGUCGGGCCACGGCCACAGCCACGGAGGACUCGCUUCUCAUGGCCACAGUCACGCAGACGUGGAGAAAGAAUCGGCCAAUCAAGGGCGCCGGGUGCAGCAGGUGAACGCCAGCGUGCGUGCUGCCUUCGUGCACGUGGUGGGGGAUCUUCUCCAGAGCCUCAGCGUGUUUGUCAGCGCCAUCAUUAUCUUCUUCAAGCCAGAAUAUAAGAUGGCGGACCCCAUCUGCACCUUCCUCUUCUCCAUAUUGGUCUUGUGCACCACCUUCACCAUCAUGAGAGAUAUUCUGAUAGUCUUAAUGGAAGGUACCCCAGCAGGGGUGAGGUAUGGCGAGGUCAGGGACGGUCUGCUAGCAGUCAAAGGGGUCACGGCCGUCCACAACCUUCACAUCUGGGCCCUCACCGUCAACCAGGCUGUUCUGUCUGCACAUGUAGCCAUCGACGAGUCGGCGGAUGCUCAGACCGUUCUACGAGAGAUGACCCAGGCUUGUUACUCCUCUUACAACUUCCACACGGUCACCAUCCAAAUGGAGCGACAGGCGGACCUGAAGCCUGGGUGCAACCUGUGCGAGGACCCGAAGAUGUAGCCUUGCCCGUCCGUCGGUAUCCCGGUUAUUCGAGUCUUCUUUCAGUAUUGGCCGAUGCUGCAGUGAUAUGUGGACUCUUUUUUUUUUUUGUACUCGUAUUUUGAUAUUUUCCCGUGAAGUACUUGUGUGGAACUACUGAUGAGCUUGUAACUGGAAUGAAAAACCACACGGAAGCUCCAUAACUGUCUUAACUGUACCUCUAUUAAAGUGUAUUCAAUAAAUUAGUACAUGAAUAAC